AGUCCAAACGCGGGGAUUUCUGCCACGCGAUGACGUAGCGCCGAGUCCUCCGGUCUCUGCGGCGGAAGAUGGCGGACAGCGGAACCAUCGCAGCGAAAAGAUGCGACUCUGGCUCGCUGUCCUCUGUGAGCAUGGACACCAUCUCGGCGCUGACGGAGCUGGAGGACCUGGAGAGGGUUUACCACCAGCUCUGCUCGGAGGAGAAAGAAGUGGAUUCUGAGCUGGACAGACUGGUGGGACAGGAAGGGACCAUUCACACAAAGAUGCUAGCACUGCAGAGGAUGGGGCCCAGCUUGCAGUUGAUUGGUGGAGAUGCCAGUCAGUUGUCGGGUAUGAUCACAUUUACCUGCAGCCUGGCUGAAAACGUCAGCCGCAAAGUCAGACAGCUUGACCUGGCGAAGACACGGCUGUACAACGUCAUCCAGCGUGCAGACGACAUCCUCGAUCUGAAGUUCUGCACAGACGGCGUGCAGACUGCUCUACAUAACGAAGAUUACGAGCAGGCUGCCGCCCACAUCCACCGUUACCUCUCUCUGGACCAGUCGGUUAUCGAGCUCAGCCGUCAGGGAGAAGAGAGCAGUGCUGUGGAUGCCAGUCUGGUGAUGCUGCAGGAGGCAGAGAAGAAACUGAAGGUGAUCGUUGCUGAGAAGCUGGAUGAAGCUGUUGCUGCAGUUGACCUCUCACAAGUGGAAAGGUUUUUCAAGAUCUUCCCUCUGUUGGGACUCCACCAGCAGGGCCUCGCCCGUUUUGGCCAAUAUCUCUGCAGUCAGCUUGCCUCCAAAGCUGAGGAGAACCUGAUCUUGGCUGCAGGAGGAGAGCUGGGCGAGAAGAGAGCACCGCUUGUAUUUGCAGACACUCUGACACUGUUGCUUGAGGGUAUUGCUCGUGUAGUCGAGACUCAUCAGCCCAUAGUAGAGACGUAUUAUGGUCCAGGCCAUCUCUACACACUCAUCACCCACCUGCAGCAAGAAUGUGACCAACAGGCCCAGAAAAUAGUUGACAAGUUCAUCCAGCAGAGAGGAUACCACAACAAGUUUCAGGUCGUCCAGAGUAGCAUGAUGAAGAAUACGCCGGGAGAGGGAAUCGAGCCCAAAGAACUGGACCCUGUACUGACUGAAGUAACCCUGAUGAACGCAAGGGCCGAGCUCUACCUGCGCUUCCUACGCCGUCGCGUGCUGGCUGACUUUGAAGUCGGGGAUGCUCAGAGCGUCACGCAGGAGCACCAGCAGAACGUGGAGAAGCUCCUGAAACACUGUUUGCUGAGCAGGACGAUGCAAGAGCUGAUUGGAUACUAUGUUCCAAUGGAAGAGUACUACAUGAGAGAGUCUGUCAACAAGGCUGUUACUAUGGAUACAUAUGAAAAGGGUCAGCUGAACUCCAGUAUGGUGGAUGACUGUUUCUAUAUCGUGAAGAAGUGCAUCAGUAGAGCGUUAUCCAGCUCCAGCAUCGAUUGCCUCUGUGCCAUGAUCAACCACGCCAACUCUGUGCUGGAGUCUGACUUCAGGGAGGUGCUAAAUAAUAAGCUGCGGCAGGGGUUCCCAGCUACGACACUUCAGGACAUCCAGCGGGGCGUCAGCAGUGCGGUCAGUCUGAUGCAGAGCAGCUUGCAGCAGGGGAAGUUCAACACAAUGGGAAUCGAGAGUGCUGAAAAUGCCAAAGCGGCAUUUCUGGUGACUCUGAAUAACGUUGAGGUGUGUAGUGAGAACAUCACAACGUUAAAGAGGAACCUUGAGAAUGACUGCUCCAAGUUGUUCAAUCAGGGCCCCGGCUCUGGGGAACAAGCUAAGAUCGAAAGCUGUCUGUCUGACCUCGUCAAUACAUCCACCAAGUUCAAGGAUCUCUUACAGGAGGGUCUGACUGAGUUAAACACAACAGCUAUAAAGUCUCAGAUCAAACCCUGGAUCAGCGGUUUCCUCUCCAUCACACACAACAUAGAAGAGGAGGAGUUUAAUGAUUACGAAGCUAAUGAUCCCUGGGUGCAGCAGCUCAUCAUUAACUUGGAGCAGCUCAUGACGGAGUUCAAGACGGCCUUAUCUCCUAUCAUCUACGACACUCUGACCAGCCUGAUGACCAGCUUGAUAUCUAUUGAAAUGGAGAAGACGGUUCUCAAAUGCUCAUUCAGCCGGCUCGGAGGGCUGCAGUUCGAUAAAGAGCUUCGGUCUCUUGUGGCGUAUCUCACCACCGUGACCACCUGGACCAUCAGGGACAAGUUUGCUCGCCUCACACAAAUGGCCACCAUCCUCAACCUGGAGAGGGUAACCGAGAUCUUGGAUUACUGGGGCCCAAACUCGGGCCCUCUGACGUGGCGGCUGACCCCGGCGGAGGUGCGUCAAGUUCUGGCGCUUCGCGUUGACUUCAGAAGUGAAGAUAUCAAGAGGCUGAGACUGUAACUGAUGAAAUGAUUGACCUGCAAUACCCACCGUGUGAUGCUUUGCACUAAAGAGUUCUGCACAAUCCAGGUUUAAUCCAUGUUUCUGUAAAUGGAGGCGGGUGGAGCUUGGGCAAAUGGCCAGGGAUUUUAUUUUUGUCUGAAGCCAAAAUCCUGGAGAUUCUGGAGAUUUCAGUCUGUUUUUUCAGUCUCUGCCUUCUGCUCCGCACACAGCUGAUGUCGGCCCAUAUCACAGUUACAGCUCCGGUUUUAAGGGCGUAGCCUUUAGUUAACGUUGAACUAUUAAAAACUAAUGAUCUGUAAAUUAUGAGAAUAUUAACUAAAAAGCAUAAUCGUGUCAGACCGGGAGUUGCGACCUGUUAAUCUGUAUCUGAGAAACGAACACACUGGGACUGAGGGGAGCCGUCAGUGAAACAGAGCAGUAAUGAACGUCGCACCCAUUAAACUGACAGAAGCAGGUCACACAGCUGAUCCAGCCUAGUCACUCAAUAUAUGAAUAGCGCCUUGUCUCUGAUGAUGAAACACUUUUAACCUAAUAAAUUGAGAGCUGUUCUGCAACGCCUCUGAUCCCUGCCAUCCGCCACAUUUCACCAAGUGCUGGCCCAUUGCCGUGCAAGACCUGAUCCCAAUCCCAAUACACAUAUACAUAUUCCUGACACUAAAUGCAAAGCUGUGUUCACUGGGCAAUAAAGCAUUAAAGGUGGUCCAUACUCAU
This is a messenger RNA of Pungitius pungitius (ninespine stickleback), 3104 nucleotides long. It is a transcript of the gene cog4, whose product is annotated as component of oligomeric golgi complex 4. Lineage: Eukaryota; Metazoa; Chordata; Actinopteri; Perciformes; Gasterosteidae. The record is from RefSeq and is a predicted model, not a curated record. The transcript is spliced from 19 exons. Gene Ontology annotation, biological process: retrograde vesicle-mediated transport, Golgi to endoplasmic reticulum; Golgi organization. The coding region runs from base 69 to 2390 and encodes 773 amino acids. Gene Ontology annotation, cellular component: COG complex.